Molecule: messenger RNA, 2223 nt
Organism: Helianthus annuus (common sunflower)
Lineage: Eukaryota; Viridiplantae; Streptophyta; Magnoliopsida; Asterales; Asteraceae
Product: heat shock cognate 70 kDa protein-like
Exons: 2
Coding region: 126-1979 (617 amino acids)
Biological process (GO): protein refolding; cellular response to unfolded protein
Cellular component (GO): cytoplasm
Molecular function (GO): ATP binding; ATP-dependent protein folding chaperone; heat shock protein binding
Source: RefSeq, a predicted model, not a curated record
ACGCAGAUUAACCAAAAUGAUAAAGAGACAUAUACGCUUCACUAUAUCUUUUAGACUUUUACAUACCUUAUCGUCAAAGAGAAACCCCCUUUUACAGUUUUACCUCACGUUGAAUUUUGAACAUUAUGACCGGAAGUGGAACCGACGCGCCGGCGAUCGGCAUCGAUCUCGGAACAACUUACUCAUGUGUCGCCGUUUGGAAGCACAAUCGGAUUGAGAUCAUCCCUAACGAUCAAGGCAACCGAACCACACCGUCUGCUGUUGCUUUCGUUGACGGAGAGCGUAUUAUCGGCGAUGGCGCCAAAAAUCAAGUAGCCAUGAACCCUGCUAACACCGUUUUUGAUUCUAAGAGGUUGAUUGGAAGAAAGUUCAGCGAUUCCGAAGUGCAGAAAGACAUCAAGUUGUGGCCUUUCAAGGUUAUCAAAGGGCCUUCCGACACCCCGAAGAUUGUGGUCACUCACAAUGGUCAAAAGAAGGAAUUUUUGGCUGAAGAAAUUUCUUCAAUGAUUCUUGGCAAGAUGAAAGAAACUGCUGAGGCGUACCUUGGAAAAGCUGUGAAAAAUGCUGUGAUAACCGUCCCUGCUUAUUUCAAUGAUUCGCAGCGUCAAGCUACCAAGGAUGCUGGUACUAUUGCUGGAUUAAAUGUUAUUCGUAUGAUUAAUGAGCCUACAGCUGCUGCAAUCGCGUAUGGUCUAGACAACAAGUCUGAUAUUGUUGGAAAGAUAAACGUGCUUGUCUUUGAUCUAGGUGGUGGCACUUUUGAUGUAUCUGUAAUGACUAUCGAGAAAGGGGGUAUAUUUGAGGUGAAAGCUGUUGGUGGUGACACCCAUUUGGGAGGUCAGGAUUUUGAUAAUCGAAUGGUGGAUCAUUGUGUUCUGGAAUUCAAGAGGAGAUGGAAUAAGGACUUGAGUGGAAACCAACGGGCAUUGGGGAGGUUGAGAUCUGCUUGUGAGAAAGCAAAAAGGAUUCUGUCAUGUACUACUCGGACAUCAGUUGAUUUAGACAGCUUGCAUGAAGGGAUUGAUUUUUCUUUGAAAUUUACUCGAGCUAAAUUUGAAGAGCUGAACAUGGGUUCGUUUAAUAAGUGCUUCGAGACUUUGAAGAAAUGUUUAGGUGAUGCUAAGAUGGAGAAAUCAUGUGUAGAACAAGUGAUUCUUGUUGGUGGGUCAACUAGGAUACCAAAGGUCCAGCAUAUACUCAGAGAUUUUUUUGAUGGCAGAGAUUUAUGCAAAAGUGUGAACCCUGAUGAGGCUGUUGCGUAUGGUGCGGCCAUUAUGGCUGCAAAUGUAAGUGGUAGCAGUGAUAAGAGUGUUAAAGAUGUUUUGCUACAUGAUGUCACUCCUUUAUCACUUGGUAUAGAUGUAAAAGGAGACUUAUUUAGUGUUGUGAUCCCGAGAAACACUCCAAUACCUACUAGUAAUUCCAAAAAAUACCAUACAAGAUAUGAUAACCAGUCUGUCAUUGCUAUUGAGGUGUAUCAAGGGGAAAGAUCCAGAUCUACAGAUAAUCAUUUGUUGGGCAAAUUCAGCAUUUCUGGAAUACCACGUGCCCCGAAAGGAGUGUCUACAAUUAUGGUUUGCUUUGAAAUAGACACCAAUGGUAUCCUUACAGUCACUGCUGCAAUAAUAUCCACCGGUAAGAUGGAGAAACUCAUUAUUUCCAAUGAAAGUGGAAGACUUUCCAAAGAAGAGAUUGAAAAGAUGGUAAACGAUGCUGAGAAGUACAAACAUGAGGACCAAGAGUUCAAGAAGAAAGCGGAAGCACACAAUGCAUUAGAUGAUUGCAUAUACAACAUGAUGAAGAAGAUCGAAGAGCACAAUGUCAAGAAGAGUGUGCACCAUGAGAUCUUGCAGGUAAUGAAGAAAGCCGUUGAUGAAACGACCAAGUGGCUUGAGGACAACCAUGCCGCACCUUUUGCUGAGCUUCACUCUAAGAAGGUGUACCUCGAAUUUGUUUGCAAGCCGCUGUUUAAUGUCUAAGAUUAUGGAUGUUGAAUAUCAAAAUCUAAGCUUUUGUUUAUCUUUUUGUUCCACUUAAUCUGUCACCAAUAUCAAUGGUUGUUGAAUAUUGGAAUCUGGUUAAGUGGAUAUUUUCUAUUGUAGGUUAAAUUAGUUUGGUGACAGUCUAGUAGAUGCUUAUAGCUCUACUUUUGCUUUGACUCGUAUGUAUGGAUAUUAAAUAGUUUAGAAUUUAAUGUGCAAAUCUAUCGUAUUCAGUUGCUUU